GGUGGGGGGGCGGUCAAAGAGGACCGGAAGUGUAGCGUCACUUCCCGAGAGUGACGGAGCGGCGGGUCAAGAGGCGGCAGCAAAAUGGCGGCGCCGGCGGAGCGGGAGCUGACGGCGGAGCAGACCGAGAAGCUGCUGCAGUUCCAGGACUUGACUGGCAUAGAGUCUAUGGACCAAUGUCGUCAUACUCUGGAGCAACACAACUGGAAUAUAGAGGCAGCUGUACAGGACCGGCUGAAUGAGCAAGAAGGUGUCCCGAGUGUCUUUAAUCCACCUCCAUCCCGACCACUGCAGGUCAAUACAGCUGACCACAGAAUCUACAGCUACGUUGUUUCAAGGCCACAACCCAGGGGCUUGCUAGGAUGGGGUUACUACUUGAUAAUGCUUCCAUUCCGACUUACCUAUUACACAUUACUUGAUAUAUUUAGGUUUGCUUUGCGUUUUAUACGCCCUGAUCCUCGCAGUCGGGUCACAGACCCAGUGGGUGACAUUAUUUCCUUUAUUCAUAUGUUUGAGGAGAAGUAUGGGAGGAUACAUCCUGUCUUCUACCAGGGAACAUACAGCCAGGCACUGAAUGACGCCAAGCGGGAACUGCGCUUCCUCCUGGUGUACCUGCACGGUGACGACCACCAGGACACGGACGAGUUCUGCCGCAACACCCUGUGCGCAUCUGAGGUGAUCACCCUCAUCAACACCAGGAUGCUGUUCUGGUCCUGCUCCACAAACAAGCCGGAGGGGUACCGAGUGUCCCAGGCUCUGCGAGAGAACACAUACCCCUUCCUGGCUGUGAUCAUGCUGAAAGAUCGCAGAAUGACUGUGGUGGGACGGCUGGAAGGCCUCAUCCAGCCAGAUGACCUUGUUAACCAGUUGACAUUCAUCAUGGAUGCCAACCAGACAUACCUGGUGUCCGAGCGCCUGGAGAGGGAGGAGAGGAACCAGACGCAGGUCCUGAGGCAGCAGCAGGAUGAAGCAUACCUGGCUUCCCUGCGCGCAGAUCAGGAGAAGGAACGCAAGAAAAAGGAGGAGCGGGAGAGGAAGAAAAAGAAGGAAGAGGAGGUGCAGCAGCAGAAGCUGGCUGAGGAGAGACGGCGGCAGACACUGAAGGAAGAGAAGGAGCGGAGGUCGGAAUGCCUUCCCCCGGAGCCACACCCUGAUGACCCAGAGAGCGUCAAGAUCAUCUUCAAACUGCCCAAUGACUCCCGAGUAGAGAGGCGAUUCCACUUCACACAGUCGCUAACGGUGAUCCAUGAUUUCCUGUUCUCCCUGAAGGAGAGCCCAGAGAAGUUCCAGAUCGAGGCCAAUUUCCCGCGCCGCGUGCUGCCCUGCCUCCCCACAGAGGAGUGGCCCAACCCACCCACGCUGCAGGAGGCUGGGCUCAGCCACACAGAGGUGCUCUUUGUGCAGGACCUCACGGACGAUUGAUGUGGCCCCGCCACACGGCCCGAGGACCCCAGACGAUGAUUACAACACAAUAUUUUUUUUAAUGACUGCUGCGUACAGAUGAGGGAUCAGAGGCUACGUCGCCGGCGCCAGCCAUGCUGCGAGCCUGUUCUGGUGCCGGGCAGCGCCUGCAAGCUCCCGCACCAUCACUCCUGACACUGUGGGCAGAGGGAGGGAGACGACGCUGCCGUCUCCGGGGGGCAAAACCGGCAGCUCCCGGUAAAUCUCGCUUUGAUCAGAAACCCUUGGCCCCCUGCCCCUGCCACCCGGGGAGGAUUUGGGACUCGGCUGCUAUGGGCGGCCCGUGUGGCAGGCAGGGGCUCCUGCCCGUGCUGGGGGUGGGGCCAGAUGGACAGACUCUCCUCCGCUUCCCCUGUGUAUAGACACCUUUGUUUUAAUCUCUCUCGCUUUGUAAUGACCAAAGGAGCCCGGGGUUGACAAUAGUAUUAAUUUUUGAUAAGAGCUGGUUGAAGUUCCUGCCCCCUGGGUGCCGGCUCAGGGCUCUUAGCCUGCAUAGUGUAAUAAACUCUGCCUCUAGCGUGCCUGUG
Messenger RNA from Gavialis gangeticus (Gharial), 1988 nucleotides. RefSeq names its product Fas associated factor family member 2 (gene FAF2). Bases 85 to 1422 code for a protein of 445 amino acids. Lineage: Eukaryota; Metazoa; Chordata; Crocodylia; Gavialidae. The record is from RefSeq and is a predicted model, not a curated record. Gene Ontology annotation, cellular component: endoplasmic reticulum. Gene Ontology annotation, molecular function: ubiquitin binding. The transcript has 11 exons.